This is a messenger RNA of Astrephomene gubernaculifera, 895 nucleotides long. The record is from the annotation of a GenBank genome assembly. NCBI's taxonomy places the organism in Eukaryota, Viridiplantae, Chlorophyta, Chlorophyceae, Chlamydomonadales, Astrephomenaceae.
GUACGGCCUGCAGCGGGCGCUGUACGACGGAGCUGCCAUGGCCUUCCUGACGCAGCUGGCGCCUGCGGCUGCACCGCGCAUGGAGGCGCUCAUCGCCAAGCACUUGCUGCCCGGCGUGAAGAACGUCAAGUCCCUACUGCGUGCGCCUCCGGAGCCCCAGGGCAGCACCCACGUGCUGUUCGAAGCGUUCUGGCUGGAGCGGGGUCCGCUGGAGCUGCCGGGAGGGGGGCGCGAGGAGGACGGCUCGGGCCGGCGCUUCGUGAUGACUCCCAGCGUGCGGCAGCACCUUACCAACCUGGCUAGGGCGGUGCUCAUUAGGAAGCACCCCAUCCUGCUGCAGGGCCCCACCAGCGCCGGCAAGACCAGUCUGGUCGCCUACCUGGCCGCCCAGACCGGCCACACCUUCCUGCGCAUCAACAACCACGAACACACCGACCUGCAGGAGUACCUGGGCUCCUACGUCAGCGACGCGGCGGGGCGGCUGGUGUUCCGCGAGGGCCCGCUGGUGCAGGCGGUGCGGCGCGGCUGGUGGGUGGUGCUGGAUGAGCUCAACCUGGCGCCCACGGAGGUGCUGGAGGCGCUGAACAGGCUGCUGGAUGAUAACCGCGAGCUGCUGGUUCCGGAGCUGGGCGAGGUGGUGCGCCCGCACCCGCACUUCAUGCUCUUCGCCACCCAGAACCCGCCCGGCGGCGCCUACGCGGGCCGCAAGGUGCUCAGCCGCGCCUUCCGCAGCCGCUUCCUGGAGCUCCACAUCGACGACAUCCCCGACAGCGAGCUGGCGGAAAUCCUGGAGAAGCGCUGCGCCAUCGCACCCAGCUACGCGGCCAAGCUGGUAGCCGUGCAGCGGGAGUUGCAGCGCCGGCGUAACGCGCACAGCGUGUUUGCGGGAAAGCAU